Pyrenophora tritici-repentis Pt-1C-BFP is the source of this 456-nucleotide messenger RNA. RefSeq lists its product as uncharacterized. The record is from RefSeq and is a predicted model, not a curated record. NCBI's taxonomy places the organism in Eukaryota, Fungi, Ascomycota, Dothideomycetes, Pleosporales, Pleosporaceae.
AUGCGACGGCUAACUGCUGGGUUCACAUCAGAACAUGAGCAAACAUCUGGAUUCGUCGAGAUUGCCAUAGCAACGCCUGAACUUGAAUCGCUUACUCUUGUCCAUGAACAAGAUGUGUUCAUGUAUGACAUGUACGAGAGUAUAGACGCGGACCCAAUAUUCGAAGUUGUAGAGCUCUAUUGCGACGAUAGCGUCAACUCGAUUCUCUUCGAACAUAAGAAGGUCAUGACAAGUCAACUUACGAUUCAAGGUUUCCUGCCCCCGAGCUUUCCUUCCACCAUAUUCGAUAUGUCAAAGUUGACAAAGCUGGCUUUCUUUGACUGCAUCUUCCCAUUCGCGGUGAACUUCUGCUGCCUCCCCAACCUACAAAAUCUGACGCACUUUACGCUCUCUACUCAUGACGAUUUUUAUAUAUUGGACAUGAUAUCGUUAGAGAUCAUGCUAGGACGUAACUAG